AUGGUUCUCUUCAAGACUAAAUUUACUUUCCAAAAGCGGGUGAAACUUGCUCAAACUCUAUGGCUUCUUUCAUGGGUCAGUGUCCUAGUGGGGUGUCUGACCUUUGGCUUGGGGAUCUUCCUAAAGGUUCAACUAUGGAUACACAAUGAAGUGAUGGACAACACCAUGGCUCAUGCUGUUCCUAACACCGUAAUUGCUGCUGGACUUCUGGGAGUCUUGCUUGGUCUGUUUGCAUGCAAAAUCAGCCAGGACUCACUCGAUAUGGCCAAAUAUCCCAACUGGAAGUCUUUCAUGCUCCCUUAUUUUUUCAUGUACUUCUUGAGCUGUCUGCUCUGCCUGACUGCCCUUUUCCUUAGCAUUGUAAUGAGAGGAAGUUUGGAGGAAUCUUUGAAGAUUGGCUUGAGGAAUGGCAUUAGGUUCUACAAAGAUACUGACACCCCUGGUCGUUGUUACCAGAAACGGACCAUGGACAAGUUGCAAAUGGACUACCAGUGCUGUGGGAACAACCAGUACAAAGAUUGGUUUGAGGUUCAAUGGAUCAGCAACCGCUACCUGGACUUCUCCUCCAAGGAAGUAAAAGAUCGUAUUAAAAGCAAUGUGGAUGGCAAAUACCUAAUGGACAGUGUUCCAUUCAGCUGCUGUAACCCCAGCUCUCCUAGGCCCUGCAUUCAGAGCCAGAUCACCAAUAGCUCAGCCCAUUACAGCUACACCUACCAGACAGAUGAGCUGAACAUCUGGGUCAGAGGCUGCCGGGAGGCCUUGCUGAGCUACUACACUGGAAUUAUGGCCACAAAUGGGGCUGCUGUCACUUUGUUCUUCAUUCUGCAGGGCUCGGUUCUAGUGAGCAUGCGUCUUCUCCAAACUUCCAUGGAAAAGAUUACUGGUGUUGAAGAUGCCGAGACUGAUUCUGAAGGAUUUCUGCUGGAGAAGGGUUUAGUGGAGACCAUUAACAGUAACCUAGAGAAAACAAAAGCGCUCUUCAAGUCCAAUACUGAGGAAACUGGGGGUGGUGGUGGGGGAGGCCCCUGCUAGCUAAGUACAUCACAAACGGGUAGACUGAGACAUGUUCUGGAGAUUAAUGUAUAUAAACCCUAGAGAUAGUCCAAGGCUGCUUGUUGUAUACUGCAUGCUAUAUGGAAGACCCGGAGGUCCUGCUUGUGCCUGCAGCUGCCCAAGAGGAGUGAGGUAAUUUCAGGGGAGGCAGCCUCCUGCCAGCUGUAGCUGCCAAAAUGUAGA
Messenger RNA from Nanorana parkeri, 1236 nucleotides. RefSeq names its product retinal outer segment membrane protein 1 (gene ROM1). Gene Ontology annotation, cellular component: membrane. NCBI's taxonomy places the organism in Eukaryota, Metazoa, Chordata, Amphibia, Anura, Dicroglossidae. The transcript is spliced from 3 exons. Gene Ontology annotation, biological process: visual perception. The coding region runs from base 1 to 1032 and encodes 343 amino acids. The record is from RefSeq and is a predicted model, not a curated record.